GCUGGAGCUCUGCAGUGGGUUUAUUAUUGCUGAGAGAGAGAGGGAGAGAGGGAGAGAUGAUAUCUGAAGUGUUUUCUCUCACAACAGCUAAAUAUCUACAUCAGAAUAUUUAUUAAGAGGCUCUAAGACAGACCUGAGGGGACACUUUUACUGUCCAAACUCAAGUUUUAUUAUAAACAGAGAAGAUGAAUGAUAUUAAAGUUGCUGUUCUUGGAGGAGAAGGAGUCGGGAAAUCAGCCCUCAUUGUGCGAUUUCUAACCAGGAGGUUUAUUGGAGAGUACGCCUCAUCAUCAGAGUGUAUAUACAGAAAACGUAUGCCUGUUGAUGGAAGGCAGCUGAAUCUGGAACUUUAUGACCCAUGUUCCCAGCCGUCUGAAGGAAAGUCCACUCUGAAUGAGCAGAUCCACUGGGCUGAUGGCUUUGUGGUGGUGUACGACAUUAGCGACCGCUCCUCUUUCAUCACCGCUACAGCCAUCGUGCACCUGAUCCGAGAGCUCAACCUGGGAGCAGCCAAAAGGGAAUCUGAGUCGGUGGUGUUCUUGGUGGGCAAUAAACAAGACCUGUGCCACAUGCGUGAGGUGGGCAAGGAGGAAGGUCAGAGGUUGGCGACAGAGGUGCGCUGCCAGUUCUACGAGCUCUCCGCUGCCGAGUGCUACCAGGAGGUGGCACUCAUGUUCACAAAGUUGGUGCGCAACACCAGCCUAAGUGGAAAAGCUAAAGAACGUCGACGCCGGCCCAGCGGCUCUAAGUCCAUGGCUAAACUGAUCAACAAUGUAUUCGGCAAGCGGCGGAAAUCAGUGUGAGCAAAUUCCAAAGGAAGAAGAGACAUACGUUUAACACUUCUGGUGCCAUGAUCAUAAGAGAUGCACUUAACUUCUUACUGGAGCGCAAAGAAGAUCAAAGAUCAACAUGGUUAUUUCUGCCUACUGCAUGCAAUUAUCUUUAAAAUGUCGCAUCCAGAUGAUAGCAGUAGCAUGUUUUGGGGUGACCAUUUUUGGGUGGCAUUAUUUUCUGUUUGCCAUAAAUGUCCCAACUGUGCACUCUAAACGCUGGCUAAUACAUAAAAUUGGCAAAUAUAGUAUGCCACAUUUCAUGUAUGAGUAUGAACAGAGAGUUGAACUAUAAACAAGUUGUGACCUUAGUAUUAUAAGGUUGAAGAGCUAUUUUGAAAUAUGGGACGAAGUUUCUAGCAUUUCUAGAGUAAAUAAAUAGUCCAUAAAUUUACAUCUCAAUGAGGCCUAAACUUCAAGGUGUAUAAUAUUGCAGGUUUUUCAGGUCUUGAGCUUGUACGUUGAAGACGGCCCCUACAAAAUUACUUGAAAUACAUUCAUUCAUUCAGCAUCAGUAGCUGCUUGUUCCUGGUCGUGAGGGAACACCAAGUAUCAGGAUGGACUACACCCUGGAUGGGAUGCUAGUCCGUUGCAAGGCACCAUGUACACAUACCAACACAAUGAUUCACAUCGAUGGACAUUUUAAGGUCACUGAUCCACCGUCACUGUGGUUUUGGGAGAUGAAAGGAAACUGGAGAACCAGGAGGAAACCCACAUGGACCCAGGGAGAUCAUGCACAAAAACUCCACACAAACAGUAACCUGAGCUCGAAGCAAGAACACUGAAAGUACAUUUUUUACCAGACCAUAGCUAUAUAUUGGCUCUGGCCACUUGUGUUUGUUCAUCCUGGAUAAUGACUGACUGGCUUGCAGACAGAACCUUAUAAAAUCUUGGAGAAAGAACUUUAAAUUUUUUGAAAUAUUAAAAAAAAUGCAAGAGGAAAAAAAAGAAAAGUGGAAGAAUAAAGUAGUUUGACAUUUAUGUGGUUCACUCAUUUAACACCGAAAUUCAAGAUAGAAUCUUAUAAUACUGAGGUCAUGUUGUCUAGAAAUGCUCUUUCCAUUAAAACAGUUUGUAGUAUGCUAUAAUGUCAUACCAGAAAUGACAGAAAUUAAGACCACCUGUUAACUUUUUGCUGUAAUUCUUCUCAAUGUUGUGUCUUGACAACUCAUUAACAUCAUGAAAAAUGGACUUUGGUUUUGUAGAAUGUAAACUUUUCCGAGUGCUGUUCUGUAAACUUCUCUGUAUGUUUGAAAUGCUGUCCCCUUCUUAGAAUAAAGUGAAAUAGCUUUCA
Molecule: messenger RNA, 2124 nt
Organism: Neoarius graeffei (lesser salmon catfish)
Lineage: Eukaryota; Metazoa; Chordata; Actinopteri; Siluriformes; Ariidae
Gene: rergla
Product: RERG/RAS-like a
Exons: 5
Coding region: 186-803 (205 amino acids)
Molecular function (GO): GTPase activity; GTP binding
Source: RefSeq, a predicted model, not a curated record